CGGCGGGCGCGAGGUGAGGUGUUGGCAGUAGAAAGGGGUUUGGGUGCGGGGGGCGGGGUAACGCGGAGAGAUGGCCCGUGCCGGCUGCAGGGCCGGAUGAGAAGCGGUCGCGCCGCGGCUGUCGGAGAGAGGAGGGCGCCCGGGCGCCACGAGAGUAUGACGGGGCUGUACGAGCUGGUGUGGCGGGUGCUGCACGCUCUGCUCUGCCUGCACCGCACGCUCACCUCCUGGCUCCGUGUUCGGUUCGGCACCUGGAACUGGAUCUGGCGGCGCUGCUGUCGGGCCGCCUCCGCCGCGGUCCUAGCGCCGCUCGGCUUCACGCUCCCCAAGCUCCUGGCUGUCGGCAGGAACGGCAGGAACCGCCGUCACCACCGGCAUCCGCGCGGGGGGCCGACCCCGGCCGCCGCCCACCCGCGUCUACGCUGGCGCGCGGACGGCCGUUCCCUGGAGAAGCUGCCUGUGCACAUGGGCCUGGUGAUCACCGAGGAGGAGCAGGAGCCCAGCUUCUCGGACAUCGCAAGCCUCGUGGUGUGGUGUAUGGCCGUGGGCAUUUCUUACAUUAGCGUCUACGACCACCAAGGUAUUUUCAAAAGAAAUAAUUCCAGAUUGAUGGAUGAAAUUUUAAAACAACAGCAGGAACUCCUGGGCUUAGAUUGUUCCAAAUACUCACCAGAGUUUGCAAAUAGUAAUGACAAAGAUGAUCAAGUUUUAAAUUGCCAAUCAGCAGUGAAGGUGCUGUCCCCAGAAGAUGGAAAAGCAGAUAUUGUGAGAGCUGCUCAAGACUUCUGCCAGUUAGUAGCUCAGCAGCAAAAGAAAUGCACAGAUUUGGAUGUAGAUAUGUUAGACAGUUUACUUAGUUCAAAUGGUUUCCCUGAUCCUGAUUUAGUAUUGAAGUUUGGUCCUGUGGACAGCACACUAGGCUUUCUUCCCUGGCACAUCAGGUUGACUGAGAUUGUCUCUUUGCCUUCCCACCUGAACAUCAGUUACGAGGACUUUUUCUCUGCCCUUUGUCAAUAUGCAGCCUGUGAACAGCGUCUGGGAAAGUAGUGAUCCCUGGUUGUGUAAUUUGAUUUCAGGCUUUUGGAGAAAAGGACUCAAGUGACUCUGAUGUUUACAAAGCACCUAUGAAACCCUGUACACACCUAGUUCAUAAUCCUCAUAAUUUAUCAACAAACACAAAAAAGUGUCUUACUUGAGAGUAAGAGUACAUGUGAGUGAGCGUGAGUGUGUGUGUGAGUGUGUGUGUGUGUGCGCGCGCGUGCGUGUGCAUGCGUGUGUGGAAAUAAACUUAUAAAUGGGGGAAGUAUUGGAGGAGGAAAUAUGUGGACUUGCACCUUUGAGCAAAUAGCAGCGAUGUUUUAGGAGCUGAAAUUUCAGAUUUACAGGUUUCAGCCCCAACUACUUCCCUUUUUUGUGGGGAGAGAAAGGGGUGAUUAAAGCUGUUUUGUUGUUG
Balaenoptera ricei (Rice's whale) is the source of this 1453-nucleotide messenger RNA. RefSeq names its product NUS1 dehydrodolichyl diphosphate synthase subunit (gene NUS1). Lineage: Eukaryota; Metazoa; Chordata; Mammalia; Artiodactyla; Balaenopteridae. The record is from RefSeq and is a predicted model, not a curated record. Gene Ontology annotation, molecular function: ditrans,polycis-polyprenyl diphosphate synthase [(2E,6E)-farnesyl diphosphate specific] activity. The transcript is spliced from 5 exons. The coding region runs from base 97 to 1047 and encodes 316 amino acids. Gene Ontology annotation, cellular component: endoplasmic reticulum membrane; dehydrodolichyl diphosphate synthase complex.